This is a messenger RNA of Trypanosoma cruzi, 1149 nucleotides long. RefSeq lists its product as uncharacterized. The record is from RefSeq and is a predicted model, not a curated record. The transcript has a single exon. Gene Ontology annotation, cellular component: membrane. Lineage: Eukaryota; Euglenozoa; Kinetoplastea; Trypanosomatida; Trypanosomatidae. The coding region runs from base 1 to 1149 and encodes 382 amino acids.
AUGAAAAUUUACUGCUUUUUUCUUGUUGUUUUUGUUGUUUAUUGUCUUCAAACAAGUGAACAAGGCGUGCGCGUCUGUGUGUGUGUGUGUGUGUGUGUGUUUAUUGUUGAUAUAUUUUGGGUAACCUUUGUGUGUGCUAGGCAAAACACAACCGAGAGAGAGAGAGAGAGAGAUAACGAUAGAAAUCCAUACAAGGAAGGGGGAGCAAAGGGACAAAAAGGAAGACGCUCAAUGAUGCUGCGUCGGCUCAACAACGGCGUCACAUCCCGCAGUCUCACCAUGGCAACGGGUAUGGGUCUCUCUAUUGCGGGAAGAUGUUUUCAGCAGUCACGGCGGAGUAGCCUCCCUGCCGUAAAGGAGACAAUGAUGAUGGUUGCACCGACUUUUUGCAUGUCAAGGCGCGGCUUCUCCCUGCAGCCCCUGCGACAUAUGCGCGGCGUAAAGUGGGUUAAGCCCGUAACAUCUCCAAUGAACUACGGCGGGGACAACACCGGAGGUGGCAGCACCGCUGACAGUCUCACGCCAUAUGUCCGACAGCAUCUUUCGAGAGUCUAUGGACUUCUUGCCGCUGGUACAGCUGUAGCUGGUAUCGGUUCUUUUCUAAUGUUUUCCACGCCCCUAGGGAAGGCCAUGCCUUUCUGGCUGCCUAUGGUGGGUGGAUUUGUGCCACUUCUGUGGCUCUCAUUUGCCCCACCGCAAGACCCAAACUUGAAGUUAGCGCUUUUUUUUUCCUUCACGGUGCUAGAGGGUAUGGCAUUGGCUCCACUGGUGGCGAUCACAAUGGCCAAAGGUGUCCUUGGCACUGCCAUUGUCCUCACAGGUGCGGUGUUUUUUGGUUUCAGCGCCGCCGCUCUCUUAGCACCCCGCGCAUCUCUGCUAGCGCUGCAGGGUCCACUGUUCGGUAUGCUUAUGGGCAUGGUGGCGAUUUCAAUUCUGAACCUCUUCUACCCGACCGCCUUCGCCCACUCGCUUAUCUUGUACGGUGGUCUCGCGCUCUUUUCGCUCUUUGUGUCGGUAGAUACGCAGGCCAUGAUUGAGCGGGCCCGCUGCGGAGCUGGUGACCACGUGCAAGAUGCUUUACAGAUGUUCCUUAACGUGGUCAACAUCUUUGUGCGCAUCGCCCAAAUUCUUGGCUCCAUGGACCGGUAG